AACGUUUAAUCAGAGUCAAAACGAAACUGCAGAGAAGAGUUUCUUCGGCAUGGCGGAUCAAAGGAAAAAAGUUUUGCUCGCUUACAGCGGUGGUUUGGACACUUCUUGCAUUUUAUGGUGGUUGAAGGAAAAUGGUUAUCGAGUCAUUGCUUAUGUGGCGGAUGUUGGCCAGGAGGAAGAUUUCGAUGCUGUGAGGGAAAAAGCAUUAAGGAUUGGCGCGAGCAAGGUAAUCGUCGAUGAUUUGAAAGAAGUUUUCGUCACUGAUUUUGUCUGGCAAGCAGUACGCUCGAGUUUGAUUUACGAGGGUCGAUAUCUCCUCGGAACUGCGCUAGCACGACCCUGUAUCAGCUUGGGACUCGUCAAAGCAGCCAAAAACGAAAAUGCUACGAUCAUAGCUCAUGGCGCAACGGGCAAAGGAAACGAUCAAGUGCGAUUCGAACUUAGCUGCUAUGCCCUUUGUCCUGAAAUUGAGAUAAUGGCACCUUGGCGAGAUCCAAUAUUUUUUGAAAGAUUCUCAGGCCGACCUGACCUCUUGGCUUAUGCAAAUUCGAACAAAAUCCCGGUAUCCGCGACGCCCAAAGAACCGUGGAGUACGGACGCAAAUUUGAUGCACACGAGCUACGAAUCGGGAAUUUUAGAGAAUCCAUCAACAGCAGCACCGAAAAACUUGUAUCAAGUCACGAAAGAUCCGAUGGAUUCUUCCCCCGUACCAACCGAGAUUGAAGUCCAUUUUAGCCAAGGAAUUCCAACGUUGGUGAAAGAUUCCAAAACUCAGAAAACUUACCGCAAUCCCAUGGGCAUCAUUAAUUAUCUCAACAAAAUUGGUAGCGAACACGGAAUCGGAAGGAUCGACAUCGUAGAGAACAGAUACAUCGGCCUAAAAUCCCGAGGAAUAUACGAAUCCCCAGGAGCUAAAAUCCUUCACGAAGCCCAUUUAGAUCUGGAAAUAUAUUUGUUGGAUCGUGAAGUGUUGAGAGUGAAAUCCGGCUUGUCUGAAAAAAUGGCUGAUUACGUUUACAACGGAUAUUGGUUUUCCCCAGAAUGUGAAUUUGUACGAGAAAGUAUCAACUUAUCCCAGAAGCAUGUAACAGGAGCAGUGUUUUUGAAACUCUACAAAGGCAACGUUUUUAUAACCGGAAGAAAAAGCCAAUUUUCCUUGUACAACGAAGAGCUCGUUUCGAUGGAUCUCCAAGGUGGUUUCAGGCCCGAAGACGUCGGUGGAUUUAUUCGAACUCAAGCGUUGAGACUGAAGGAAUAUUACCGUUUCAAGAAUCAACAAAACUGAUAUUUUUUUGUAGUUUGACGAUCGUCAAUGGAGUGCAGGAGGAACGUUCAUGGGUUGAAGGAAGAAGCAAAUAAAAUAAACUCGAUUACUUGUGAA
Messenger RNA from Venturia canescens, 1381 nucleotides. It is a transcript of the gene Ass, whose product is annotated as argininosuccinate synthase. The transcript has 8 exons. The record is from RefSeq and is a predicted model, not a curated record. Gene Ontology annotation, cellular component: cytoplasm. Lineage: Eukaryota; Metazoa; Arthropoda; Insecta; Hymenoptera; Ichneumonidae. Gene Ontology annotation, molecular function: ATP binding; argininosuccinate synthase activity. The coding region runs from base 50 to 1285 and encodes 411 amino acids. Gene Ontology annotation, biological process: urea cycle; L-arginine biosynthetic process.